Messenger RNA from Staurois parvus, 603 nucleotides. Lineage: Eukaryota; Metazoa; Chordata; Amphibia; Anura; Ranidae. The record is from the annotation of a GenBank genome assembly.
AUGACGGAGACUGAGAGCGCCCCAGCCGCCGCUCCUCCAGCGGAGGCCGCCGCCAAGAAGAGGCCGGCUAAGAAGGCGUCAGCCGGAGGAGGAGCCAAGAAAGGCAUCAAGAAGGCGUCCGGUCCUGCCGUGUCUGAGCUCCUCGUCCAAGCCGUGUCCGCUUCCAAGGAGCGCAGCGGGGUGUCCCUGGCCGCCCUGAAGAAGGUCCUGUCCGCCGGAGGAUACGAUGUGGACAAGAACAAGAGCCGCCUGAAGAUCGCCCUCAAGGCGCUGGUGACUAAGGGGAGCCUCGUCCAGGUCAAAGGCCAUGGGGCCUCCGGAUCGUUCAAGAUCAACAAGAAGCAGCCCGACGCCAAGAGUCCCAAGAAGGCCGCCAAGUCCCCCAAGAAGAAGGCGGCCAGCAAAUCAUCCACCUCAGCCAAGAGCCCCAAGAAGAAGCCGGCCGCCAAGAGACCAGCAAAGGCUGCCGCCAAGAAGGUGACCAAGAGCCCCAAGAAGAGCAAAGCUGCAGCCAAGCCGAAAAAAGGCGCCAAGAGUCCCGCUAAGGCCAAGCCGGCAGCUAAGAAGGCGGCUAAGCCCAAGAAGGCCGCUCCGAAGAAGUAA